UAUUUCGAUCUCAGAUCACGGCAAACCGCUGAAAGGAAACGCGACCAUUUCGGACCUGUUCAGCGUCGUCGAUUCGUGCCGAUCGGUAAAAAAUUCAAGUUGUCGCGUAGGCAGUUCGCGUUUUCGUACGAUCGACAUGAAGAAACUCCACCUGUGCUUUGUUUUGGAUAUCUGCCUGCUGGUAGCCUCGCAAAAAACAGCUCUAGACACGCCGGACAACCUGCGUCUCUACCGUGAAAUUCGUAAUCUGAUCUUUCGAGUUUUCGGUAACGCGGAAGGGCAAGAGCGAAAAUUUCUAGCAAAUCGUGAGCAAAAAAUUCAGGAAGAAAUUCCUCCAAAUGUUCCCUUUCCUUGCAAUGUAACAGGUGGCAGGUCUUCGGAAGUGCCCGAUUCGGUUCAUCGUUUGAGGCCAGGUGACAUAGACGUGAUCGCCGCGAUGGGCGAUUCAUUGACGGCUGGUAAUGGAAUAUUUUCAACUAAUUUAUUACAGGUCGUAAUUGAAAACAGAGGCGUCACGGCGAGUAUCGGCGGCGAGGGAAACUGGCGAACGUAUCUGACGCUCCCCAAUAUUCUAAAAGAAUUCAACCCGAAUUUAAUAGGAUACGCGCAAGGAACUUCUCAAACUUCUCAUCGAAAUUCCCAGCUGAAUGUCGCCGAACCUGGCGCGAUGUCCAGGGACAUGCCCUUCAUGGCUAAAUAUCUAAUCAACAGAAUGAAAAAUGACCCCAGGAUAAACGUUGAGAAACAGUGGAAGCUGAUUUCGUUGAUGAUCGGUAGCAACGACUUCUGCACCAACUUGUGCGAGCUGCCAUCGCCGUGGUCCAUUUUAGAAGACCACAAAAUUGAUCUAAUCAACACUCUGAGAAUACUGAGGGAUAAUCUGCCAAGGACUUUCGUUAUUCUAGCUUUGCCGCCUCAUUUGAAAGCGCUCGUCGACACACGAGAAGGGAGAGAUUCGUUCAAGUGUUACACGAUAACUACCUUCGAAUGCCCCUGCCUGUUUGCAUUGCAAUUUCGAAACCAGAAAUCGAAUUACUAUGACGUAAUAAGAAGAUGGCAGGAAUUGGAAGAAGAGAUUGCUGACUACUCAGAAUUCCAUACAAAAGAUUUCACGGUUGAAGCUUUGCCUGUUCUGAAAUAUUCGAACAUACCUCUUGCCGACGAUGGAUUCUCUGAUGUGUCGUAUCUUGCCUUCGAUUGUUUCCACGUAAGCCAAAAGGCCAACGCAUUAUAUGCCAAUGGUCUCUGGAACAAUUUGCUAGAACCUUAUGGGAAUAAGACUGAACAUUGGACCACACCAUACGAAAGGUUUUUGUGUCCAACGACGAAGAAACCAUUCCUGAUGACGCGUGAAAAUUCACGCAGGAACAACAAGCUACGAUAAUAAUAAUUUUCUUUAAACACACUAAACGUUUUCGUUGCAAGUUUUCCGCAUUCCGAGUCUCAUGCAUCAUGCUUUCAUUAAAUUAUUAUCAAUUUUGUCUAUCAAAAUAAAUCGAAAUGUUCUUAAAUUUUAGUAUAGUAAUGUCAAAGUGCCAUCUUAGCAAACAAUUUUAUUUAUAUGUACUUGUAAGCAAUAUUUAUUCCUAUU
Molecule: messenger RNA, 1591 nt
Organism: Colletes gigas
Lineage: Eukaryota; Metazoa; Arthropoda; Insecta; Hymenoptera; Colletidae
Product: phospholipase B1, membrane-associated-like
Exons: 7
Coding region: 137-1384 (415 amino acids)
Biological process (GO): phospholipid metabolic process
Molecular function (GO): glycerophospholipase activity
Source: RefSeq, a predicted model, not a curated record